GCGGCGAGGGCGCUGCUACCUCCUUCUCUCUCCUGGUCGCAGAGCCCGCCGGGCGCGAGGCCUCCCCAUGGAUUCCCAGAAAGAAGCUCUACAAAGGAUUAUCACAACUCUGGCAAGCAAAAAUGAUGAAAUUCAGAAUUUUAUUGAUACUCUAAAUCACACACUAAAAGGAGUUCAGGCCAACUCUUCUAGCAUACUUCUAGAAUUAGAUGAGGAAUUUGAUGGUCUUUAUUCUAUAUUGGAUGAGAUGAAAGAAAGUAUGACUAAUUCUAUCAAGCAAGAACAAGCUCGUAAAUCACAAGAACUGCAGAGUCAGCUUAGCCAAUGUACCAAUGCCCUGGAGAAUUCUGAAGAGCUGCUAGAAUUUGCUUCAAGGUCACUAGAUAUAAAGGAACCUGAAGAAUUCUCAAAGGCUGCCAGACAGAUCAAAGAUAGAGUCACAAUGGCUUCAGCUUUUCGCCUUUCUUUGAAACCAAAGGUCAGUGAUAACAUGACUCACCUAAUGGUGGAUUUUUCUCAGGAAAGACAGAUGCUCCAGACUUUGAAGUUUCUGCCAGUUCCCAAAGCUCCAGAGAUAGAUCCAGUAGAGUGUCUGGUAGCUGACAAUUGUGUAACAGUUGCUUGGAGGAUGCCAGAAGAAGAUAAUAAGAUUGAUCAUUUUAUACUAGAAUACAGGAAAACAAAUUUUGAUGGACUUCCACGUGUAAAGGAUGAGAGAUGCUGGGAACUAAUAGAUUACAUUAAGGGCACUGAAUAUACACUAUCUGGCUUAAAGUUUGAUUCAAAAUAUAUGAACUUUCGAGUUCGAGCUUGCAACAAGGCGGUAGCAGGAGAGUAUUCUGAUCCAAUAACAUUGGAAACCAAAGCACUUAACUUCAAUUUGGAUAGCUCAUCAUCCCACCUGAACUUGAAAGUUGAAGAUAACUGUGUAGAAUGGGAUCCAACUGGAGGAAAAAGUCAAGAAAAUAAAGUGAAAGGAAAAGAGAAUAAAGGCAGUGUCCAUGUUACUACACUGAAGAACAAUAAAAGAAGUGGUACACCAUCACCUAAACGGACUUCAGUGGGCUCCAGACCAUCAUCUAUGAGAGGCAGCAGAGAUCGUUUUACUGGUGAAUCAUACACAGUAUUGGGAGACACUGCCAUUGAAAGUGGACAGCACUAUUGGGAAGUCAGAGCCCAGAAAGACUGUAAAUCCUACAGCGUGGGACUAGCGUAUAAGACCCUGGGGAAGUUUGACCAGUUGGGAAAGACAAACACUAGUUGGUGUAUCCAUGUCAACAACUGGCUACAAAGCACCUUUGCAGCAAAGCAUAACAAUAAAGCCAAAGCUUUAGAUGUGGUUGUUCCUGAAAGGAUAGGAGUGUUUUGUGAUUUUGAUGGAGGUCAACUGUCCUUCUACAAUGCAGCCUCAAAGCAAUUAUUGUAUUCUUUUAAAACAAAAUUUACACAACCAGUGCUCCCUGGUUUCAUGGUCUGGUGUGGUAGACUUUCUUUGAGUACUGGAUUACAGGUUCCAAGUGCUGUGAAAACACUACAGAAACAUGAAAACGGAAUGAGUGGUUCAACUAGCAGCCUGAACAAUGCUAUGCAGUAAUAUCACCUCAAGAAAUGUUUACUUCUAUUUUUAUUUUGGUAUUUUUUUCUGUGCAGUUUCUAAUCACAGAUGCUUAUGAGCAAUGGAUUAACCAUUUGGAUUUGCUGCCCUCUGCUGCUUUUAAGGCCUUGAUACUGUUAACAUUAAGCUUCUGGAAUGAAGUAUUAGCAGGAACCUACUGUGAAAUCCUAUAGAAGCAGUUAUAAAUAUUAGGGAUUGACUUUCUGAACAAUAGGUGAAGGUGAAAAUGACAGUGUCUUUUUAUUUUAGAAGAAAACUGAUUUUUAGUUUUCUGGAUAUUUUGUUGGUUCUUCUAUUUGUUUAUACAUAGGAUUCCAAAGGCAGGAAUAGCCUUGGUUAGGAAGGUUUACUACUUAAUUGACAAAAAUAAUUUUUCAGCUUUCCUAUGCUUUUCUUUUCUUAAUUUUGUGAUUCUUCAGAAAAGAAAGACUUUUAGUUCCCAGACUGAAGCUUUAAACAACUUUCAGCCCUUAUAAGUUUUAUACUGUUUGAGACUGUUGAGAAUGCCAAAAAGACUCUUCUACAAUAACUUUAACAUUUUUCCCCCUUAAUUUGGAAAUGAAUAGGGUUUUGGCUUUUUUUCUUCUUGCUUUAUAUGUUGAAUAGAUCAGGCUCCUCUUCCUUCCCCUUCUCUCUUCUUUGUGUAUCUAUCCAAACUGGCACAAUGCUAAGAGAAAAUUUACAUUUUUCUUGUGACUUGACCCAGAUUGGACAGGUGUUUAAGAGAUUUCAUUUUGCACUAGUUCUUAUAAUCUUCUACAGGGAUUUUCCUUAUCAUGCUAUGAUGUUCAACUAGACUUCCUUUUGUAGGUCAAUUUGGACAAUGGAUGGUUUUUUAAGGGCUUUUACAUAGUGUUUUCUGAUAUUUCCUACCUAAGUUAAAUCUGUAAUAAAUUUGCAAUUGGAUUUUGAGGUAUUUUAUUGAUUUAAGGUUUUAUAGUAAGGUUAAAACAAUGUAUUAAACUUUGCAACCCAUAAAACAAAAUUAUUUGUAAAGGCCAUUCUAGUUCAAGCUUGUAUAAAAGAGGAGAGAAAAAUUAAUACAGAAAGUGCUUGCCAUUCAUUCCUUUAGGAAUGCUGUACUUAUUGUUUUUUUUACUAAAAUUAUAUUUACAUGUGUUCACUAAUAAAAUAUAAGUGGCCUGAAAUAGUUUGUAAAAAGAAUCCACACAUCUCUGAAACAAUUUGUACCUCUAAUUAUUUCAAAUAAGACAGCUUAGAGACAAUUUUGGUGCAAAUUCUUUUGUUCUUUAUAAUCUAAAGUGGGUACAACUCUUCAAGAGUUUAUGUACACUUAAUGACAGCAUAUUGAACACUGAAUAAAAAGUAUGUCCAGUGAGGGCAAUAAAAAUUAUAAGACAAAGUAAACUUGAAAUAUAAGUCCCUUGGAAUUAAACAAAAAUGGCAGUAAAUGAAAUAGUAUAUGAACUUUUUUUAACCACUUAAAAACCUGAAUAUGUAUUUUCCCUGGUUUUGAAAUGUUGAUUUUUUUAAACUUUUAUUCUCAUUUCAAAUAUCUUAGGGUGUUAGAGCUUCUCCCCCAGGACGUUACCUUCUAUUCUUUAAAUUCCUUUGUGUUGAUCACUAGAGAAAGCAUCAUGAUGCUUUACAUAUAGUAUUCUCUCAAUAAAAGCAUAGUACUUACAUGCAGGGUGUUCUGUUUUACUCUCUAUACAAUGAAUGUAAAUGAAGGAUAUUAUUCUGUCUAGUUAUGUAUAGUAGUAAUAGAAGAUAAUAUAUAUAUCUGACCUGAUGUCAGAUGGUUUUAAGGAUAGAUAAUAGUUGAGCAUGAGGAAGACAAGGAUAUUUUAAAAUGUGAACAUAGAUAAUGCUAGUUCUCAAAGCACUUUUCUUCUGGUUUCUUUCCAUUUCUUUUGGCACAAUUUGAAAAGAAUGUACUAUGCUUAACUUAAUUUUGAGGGACUACAAGAGAACUUUCGAAACAACAAAGAAUUCAGUUUCAUUUGCCAAAAGCAAACCCUAAAACAAAAAUCCAUUGGUCAAUCUGUUGUUUAUGGCAGUGGCUAAGUAGAGUGUGUCUUGGUAGUUAUUAUACAGAAAAAGCCAAAAAUUCUUUUCUGAUUUUUUUUACAAGAAUGUCUCAUUAUGGUGAUAUCAUCUGGCUAAUUCAGUGCCUUCUAAAUUUUCCCAGUGCCCCACACAGUUUUAACUGAUAGUACUCAAACCAGGGAACAUUUUGUUGUAUUGCUAUAAGGACUUUUUUAAAGGAUGGGAAUGGGGAGAAGGAUUCAGUAUUUAAGGUUCUUGCAUGUGUUAAUGUCCUCAUCUUGACACUCUUCAUAUCAAAAUCAUUGAGAGGAGAAUCUUAUAAAUUUCCCUGGAAAAAGUUUACUAUUGAUAAAAACUUGUAUAAUAUCUAAUAUCUCAGAGGAUUUUUUAGUAAGAAAAUGAAUUUCGUAAAUCCAGUAUUCUAUUUCUCCCCUCACAUGUGGAACACUUCCUAUUAUUACCUCUACUAUUACCAUAAAAUGUACAGUUAGGCUUUUGCUAUGCUUUUUUUAAAAAUUAAAUUUGAAGUCCAGAAUGUGUCUGUAUGGAUCUUCUAUGAGUUCCUUUUCAGAGCUCCUUUUUAAAUUGUAUGCUCAUUCUGGUCUUUAUUUUGAAAACUGAAACAAGAUUGAUUUCUAUAUUGGAAAUGUAUGGGAGAUGAACCGAAACUAAUAUAUGAGGCAUUACUAAAUUAUGUUAUUUUGGAUCUCUUAGCCCCCUGAACUUUUAAAUCCUAUUUCUGUUUUUAAUAAACUAGAGAAAGAAAUGAAGGAGUUGCCUUAAGCACUUUAGAUAAGAACAUUUUUAGAUUGAAAUUUGACACUCUGACCUAUGUUAUAUGAUUUCUAACUCUAUGUGCAAGUAUAUUCCUGUGCAGUAUUUCAUAAUUAUUUGUGUUUCUUGCACUUUGUGAGUUAAUAUAAAUUGUUAAAGGAUGCUUUAGAAGUUCCAGAUGCUAGAGAAUGAAUAAAGGCACUAUUGAGGCAUAUCUUUCUGGAGUUGGGAUUUAUUGAAAGUCGUUAUACUGUUUGGACAAAUAAACUGACCGGCAUUAUUUGAGUAAAGCUGGGAUUGGUCAGCUUGAAUACAGUAUGUAAGCAGCAUUGCUUUUCCAGGUGUGAUUGUCAAAAGUGACAAAUGAGUUUGCUUUUAUUUACCUAUUUACAGAAUUAAAGCAUGUAUAAUGUCCUGUGACUUUCCUUUUGUGUCUAAUCCUAGGUGUUUAAAAAAAUAAAUGAGGAUAAUUAUUUUUAAUAUAACAAUUUAGAUAAAGUUAAUGUUUUAUCUCAUUGCUUUUAUGCUCCACUUUUCACUCUUUUUUCUGUAAAAUGAGUUAUUGGUUAAUUUCUCUUUUAA
Vombatus ursinus (common wombat) is the source of this 4981-nucleotide messenger RNA. RefSeq names its product fibronectin type III and SPRY domain containing 1 like (gene FSD1L). The transcript has 14 exons. The coding region runs from base 68 to 1594 and encodes 508 amino acids. Gene Ontology annotation, molecular function: protein binding. The record is from RefSeq and is a predicted model, not a curated record. NCBI's taxonomy places the organism in Eukaryota, Metazoa, Chordata, Mammalia, Diprotodontia, Vombatidae.